AUGGAAGGUGGAAAAUAUCAUAUAAUGAUGUUUCCAUGGCUGGCAUUUGGCCACAUGAUACCCUUUCUUGAGUUAUCAAAGAGAUUAGCAGCAAAAGGUAUCUUUGUUUCAUAUGUUUCCACCCCAAGAAACCUGCAGAGGUUACCUCCAAUAGCGUUGAAUUUGGAGGGCAAAGUAAAGCUUGUGGAGAUACCAAUGCCACAAGUGGAUGGCUUACCGGAGAAUUGUGAGGCGACGGUUGAUAUUCAGCUAGAGCAAAUACCGUACUUGAAGAAAGCAUACGACAGAUUGGCUGAACCAUUUGAACGUCUCCUGCAGACGGUGAGGCCGGAUUUGAUACUCAUCGACUUUGCUCCAUAUUGGAUCCUGGAGAUCGCUGCUAAAUUCGGCAUUCGCACUGCAUUUUUUAGUGUGUAUACAGCUGCUACAUUAGCUUACCUGGGGCCACCAGCAGAGCUCAAGUCUGGAAAACGACGUCCAACUCCAGAACACUUCACACGGCCACCAGAUUGGAUCCCAUUUCCUUCACUUAUAGCCCACAGGCCAGAUUAUGCACCAAGAAUGAUGCGUAACACACACUUUCCUGAUGCAUCGGGCAUGUCCAGCGGUCAACGUGCCGCCAAGAUCCUGGAAGAGUGCAGCUUUGUUGUGGUGAGAAGCUCUGAAGCAGUUGAGGGGGAAUAUAUAGGCCUCAUUCAAGAACUAUACAAAAGGCCGGUUUUACCAAUUGGCGUGCUUGCGCCAGUACCUGAAGAGAACAAGAACAACACAGCAAUUAAUUCAAGCUGGUCCCAUACUCACCAAUGGUUGGAAGGACAAAAGCCCAAGUCAGUACUGUUUGUGGGGUUUGGGAGUGAGUACAAAAUGCCUGUUGAGCAAAUACAUGAAUUGGCAUAUUCACUUGAGCUUUCUAGAUUACCUUUUCUGUGGAUUCUAAGGAAACCUCAAGGGAGUUGUUCUUCUUGGUUGGGCACCGCAAUUAGAAAUCCUUGCUCAUCCUGCAAUUGGAGGAUGUCUCUUCCACUCUGGCUGGGGUACGAUUAUUGA
Molecule: messenger RNA, 1047 nt
Organism: Sesamum indicum (sesame)
Lineage: Eukaryota; Viridiplantae; Streptophyta; Magnoliopsida; Lamiales; Pedaliaceae
Source: RefSeq, a predicted model, not a curated record